Molecule: messenger RNA, 1218 nt
Organism: Leptonychotes weddellii (Weddell seal)
Lineage: Eukaryota; Metazoa; Chordata; Mammalia; Carnivora; Phocidae
Source: RefSeq, a predicted model, not a curated record
CAGGCUGCUCAUCCACUGAACAUAAUCAAGGAUACCAGGCACAGAGAACCAAACUAUUAUAUCAAAUCUAAACCUAAAAUGGAAGAAGCCAAAAGCCAAAGUUUGGAGGAAGACUUUGAAGGACAGGCCACACAUACAGGACCCAAAGGAGUAAUAAAUGAUUGGAGAAAGUUUAAAUUAGAGAGUGAAGACAGUGAUUCAGUUCCACCUAGAAAGAAGGAGAUUCUCAGACAAAUGUCUUCUCCUCAGAGUAGAGAUGACAAAGACUCAAAAGAAAGAUUCAGCAGAAAGAUGAGCAUUCAAGAAUAUGAAUUAAUUCACAGGGACAAAGAAGAUGAAAAUUGCCUUCGUAAAUAUCGUAGACAAUGUAUGCAGGAUAUGCACCAGAAGCUGAGUUUUGGGCCUAGAUAUGGGUUUGUGUAUGAGUUGGAAACUGGGGAGCAAUUCCUGGAAACCAUUGAAAAGGAGCAAAAAAUCACCACAAUUGUUGUUCAUAUUUAUGAAGAUGGCAUUAAGGGUUGUGAUACUCUAAACAGUAGCUUUACAUGCCUUGCAGCUGAAUACCCUAUAGUCAAGUUUUGUAAAAUAAAAGCUUCUAAUACAGGUGCAGGGGACCGCUUUUCCUCAGAUGUACUCCCCACACUGCUCGUCUACAAAGGUGGGGAACUCAUAAGCAAUUUUAUUAGUGUUACAGAACAGUUUGCCGAAGAAUUUUUUGCUGGGGAUGUGGAGUCUUUCCUAAAUGAAUAUGGGUUACUACCUGAAAGAGAGAUACAUGCCCUAGAUCAGACCAACAUGGAAGAAGAUACUGAAUAAAGAGUCAUUAUGUCAACAUCUCAUAUUUCUCCUUUAUAAGUUGAAUAUUGAUUUUGGUAGUAUCCAUAUUCCUUUAGAGAACACCAAAUAUGGCCAUGGUUAUUUUAAUUUGUGAGAAAAAAAAGAUUGACGCUAAAAUUAUUUUAUUAGCAUUACUUAAAUGAAUAGAAGGUUUUACUACAAAAUAUUGUAGUCUUCAGCAAUAUGUUAGUAGACAAAGAGGGUAUGAAUAAUAUUGUGACAGUUUUCAAAAAUCCCUUUCAAGUUAUGUGUUGGCUUUUUUACUCCUUGUUUUUUCCUCAGUGGUAUUAUUUGGACUUUUCAAAUUACAUUAUCAAUCAUAAUUUUGCUUGUGUGAUAAGAAUAAAGUCUCAUGAGGAAAUAAGUUUUCUAUUUGAAGUC